AUGCAUUUUCUUUCGAGAAAAUUCAAUGUUGUUUUCAUUUUUCAUUCGCAUCUCCCCUUUUUGAGGAACUUUUUCCGGGAGUUUUUUUUUUGCUAUAAAAUUUUUUGUGAGGUUAUGUUAAGUAAAUAUUUUUGUUUGCAAAUUCCUCCCCCGGAAAAUCGGGCAAAAAUGUGGAUUUUAACACAAAAUUCCCCCCAAUGGGGAUGUAGGAUGAUUCAGGAAAUCCCAUUUAGGCAUUUUCUAACCACAUUCCGGGGAAAAUCCACGGGGAAUAAAUGGAAAAAGGGAGAGAAAAUAAAGGCACUCAAUUGGGAGAAUAAAGCUCUCUUUGGGGGUGUUACAAGGAAAUCCCAAGCACCCCCAGUUGGGUGGACAGGAGCAGAAGCCACGGAGCUGUCAACGGAAAUGUUCUGGAACAUGCAACGACCAAAGAAGCAUCCGGAAUUGCCUAAAACUCUCCUUGUUAUGCAACAAAAUCUCCCACCGGAACCCAAAACCACCUCCCCCGUCGGUGGGAAAUCUCAGAAACCCCCAAAAAGCACCCCCAGAGAUUCCUCAAUAAAUGAUAUUCCCUUCGAUAGGGAAACCCUGAAGGAUCUCGUGGAUUUCCCCUUAAUCUUCAACAAGAACAAAUAUGCAACAACAGAGAUUCCCGCUGACUUGAAGAAACUUCCUUCCGUGGGCAGGAUACUCCAGGCCACAAUGCCCGAGGCCUCGCGUGAAGCCCUAAUGCGGUGGAAGGUGCUGAAAAUUGCGGAAUUGGGUGAGGAGGGAUUUAGGAAACUCAAUGAACAGCACCUCAAACAGGGAGCUCAGCUGCAUCGGUGGAUUGAGGAGUUCCUCAGCACGGGUGGGCAAGUUCCGGAAGAGGCGAGAGCUGAAGGUGGUUGGCGGAGUGUUGAAAACUUCCUCACAAACAUUGAGGCCAAAUGUGUGGAAGCAAAAGUAGCGCAUCCCUUCCUCAAAUAUCACGGAAUCGUUGAUUGUGUCUCCAUUGUUGACUCCGAACUCCAUGUGAUCGAAUGGAAAAAGUCUGAACGUGCCAAAGCAACAAUUUCCGCCACAUACGAUGCUCCAUUGCAACUUGCAGCCUAUUUGGGUGCCCUAAAUGCCACCCUUCCGGCUCAUGGGCUCACCACACCCGUCCUCCGUGGGGCUGUUGUGGUUGUCUACACAGAUGGAACACCUGCGCACGUCCAUUCACUCGGAAGUAGCGAAAUUCGCAGCUACUGGCGCUCGUGGCUUAUUCGUCUACAAGAAUACUGGAUACGAGCGAGGGAUGGAACGCUGCCUGAACCUAUUUAAGCUAUCUGUCUAGAAAUUUUGCCUUUAAUAAAUAAAGUUUUUCAAUAAAAA
Molecule: messenger RNA, 1356 nt
Organism: Lutzomyia longipalpis
Lineage: Eukaryota; Metazoa; Arthropoda; Insecta; Diptera; Psychodidae
Exons: 2
Coding region: 1-1305 (434 amino acids)
Biological process (GO): mitochondrial DNA replication
Cellular component (GO): mitochondrion
Molecular function (GO): single-stranded DNA exodeoxyribonuclease activity
Source: RefSeq, a predicted model, not a curated record